This is a messenger RNA of Gorilla gorilla gorilla (western lowland gorilla), 1835 nucleotides long. It is a transcript of the gene MYC, whose product is annotated as MYC proto-oncogene, bHLH transcription factor. The record is from RefSeq and is a predicted model, not a curated record. Lineage: Eukaryota; Metazoa; Chordata; Mammalia; Primates; Hominidae. Gene Ontology annotation, molecular function: protein dimerization activity; DNA-binding transcription factor activity. The coding region runs from base 40 to 1359 and encodes 439 amino acids. The transcript is spliced from 3 exons. Gene Ontology annotation, biological process: regulation of DNA-templated transcription.
UUUUUUCGGAUAGUGGAAAACCAGCAGCCUCCCGCGACGAUGCCCCUCAACGUUAGCUUCACCAACAGGAACUAUGACCUCGACUACGACUCGGUGCAGCCGUAUUUCUACUGCGACGAGGAGGAGAACUUCUACCAGCAGCAGCAGCAGAGCGAGCUGCAGCCCCCGGCGCCCAGCGAGGAUAUCUGGAAGAAAUUCGAGCUGCUGCCCACCCCGCCCCUGUCCCCUAGCCGCCGCUCCGGGCUCUGCUCGCCUUCCUACGUUGCGGUCACGCCCUUCUCCCCUCGGGGAGACAACGACGGCGGUGGCGGGAGCUUCUCCACGGCCGACCAGCUGGAGAUGGUGACCGAGCUGCUGGGAGGAGACAUGGUGAACCAGAGUUUCAUCUGCGACCCGGACGACGAGACCUUCAUCAAAAACAUAAUCAUCCAGGACUGUAUGUGGAGCGGCUUCUCGGCCGCCGCCAAGCUCGUCUCAGAGAAGCUGGCCUCCUACCAGGCUGCGCGCAAAGACAGCGGCAGCCUGAACCCCGCCCGCGGCCACAGCGUCUGCUCCACCUCCAGCUUAUACCUGCAGGAUCUGAGCGCUGCCGCCUCAGAGUGCAUCGACCCCUCGGUGGUCUUCCCCUACCCUCUCAACGACAGCAGCUCGCCCAAGUCCUGCGCCUCGCAAGACUCCAGCGCCUUCUCUCCGUCCUCGGAUUCUCUGCUCUCCUCGACGGAGUCCUCCCCGCAGGGCAGCCCCGAGCCCCUGGUGCUCCAUGAGGAGACACCGCCCACCACCAGCAGCGACUCUGAGGAGGAACAAGAAGAUGAGGAAGAAAUCGAUGUUGUUUCUGUGGAAAAGAGGCAGGCUCCUGGCAAAAGGUCAGAGUCUGGAUCACCUUCUGUUGGAGGCCAUAGCAAACCUCCUCACAGCCCACUGGUCCUCAAGAGGUGCCACGUCUCCACACAUCAGCACAACUACGCAGCGCCUCCCUCCACUCGGAAGGACUAUCCUGCUGCCAAGAGGGUCAAGUUGGACAGUGUCAGAGUCCUGAGACAGAUCAGCAACAACCGAAAAUGCACCAGCCCCAGGUCCUCGGACACCGAGGAGAAUGACAAGAGGCGAACACACAACGUCUUGGAGCGCCAGAGGAGGAACGAGCUAAAACGGAGCUUUUUUGCCCUGCGUGACCAGAUCCCGGAGUUGGAAAACAAUGAAAAGGCCCCCAAGGUAGUUAUCCUUAAAAAAGCCACAGCAUACAUCCUGUCCGUCCAAGCAGAGGAGCAAAAGCUCAUUUCUGAAGAGGACUUGUUGCGGAAACGACGAGAACAGUUGAAACACAAACUUGAACAGCUACGGAACUCUUGUGCGUAAGGAAAAGUAAAGAAAACGAUUCCUUCUAACAGAACUGUCCCGAUCAAUCACCUAUGAACUUGUUUCAAAUGCAUGAUCAAAUGCAACCUCACAACCUUGGCUGAGUCUUGAGACUGAAAGAUUUAGCCAUAAUGUAAACUGCCUCAGAUUGGACUUUGGGCAUAAAAGAACUUUUUUAUGCUUACCAUCUUUUUUUUUUCUUUAACAGAUUUGUAUUUAAGAAUUGUUUUUAAAAAAUUUUAAGAUCUACACAAUGUUUCUCUGUAAAUAUUGCCAUUAAAUGUAAAUAACUUUAAUAAAACGUUUAUAGCAGUUACACAGAAUUUCAAUCCUAGUAUAUAGUACCUAGUAUUAUAGGUACUAUAAACCCUAAUUUUUUUUAUUUAAGUACAUUUUACUUUUUAAAGUUGAUUUUUUUCUAUUGUUUUUAGAAAAAAUAAAAUAACUGGCAAAUAUAUCAUUGAGCCAAAUCUUAA